Molecule: messenger RNA, 1690 nt
Organism: Coffea eugenioides
Lineage: Eukaryota; Viridiplantae; Streptophyta; Magnoliopsida; Gentianales; Rubiaceae
Product: zinc finger transcription factor YY1
Exons: 6
Coding region: 281-1390 (369 amino acids)
Biological process (GO): regulation of transcription by RNA polymerase II
Cellular component (GO): PcG protein complex; transcription regulator complex
Molecular function (GO): DNA-binding transcription factor activity, RNA polymerase II-specific; RNA polymerase II cis-regulatory region sequence-specific DNA binding
Source: RefSeq, a predicted model, not a curated record
GUAAACCGGUUCAGUCACCAUCCUGCAGCCGGUCCGAGUUAAAUGUCCAUCAUUCCAUGGCGGACUACAGUCUAUAACUCUCGUAAUUAGGGUUCAUAAGCUUUUCAAUAUUUCGUUCCCCAUUUCAAUUUCCCACUGAUUGGAGAUUAUAUUUCUAUCCAAUUCCACCGUUUUUUCCUUUAAUUUUCCUAUCUUUUACGUACUCAAAAAUGUUUAGAACCCUAGGAGUCAGUCGUAAUUAAUUUCGUUCACAAGAUUACCGGUGGUUAAUUGAGGAGAUAUGGAGACUCACAUAACUCACAAUUUGUUUGAGAGGCGCCACAUAAUCAAGUCCAGAGCUCCUGCGGUUAAAUGGACCAGAGAAUGGGUGCCACAAGACGUUGUUGCAACAGGAGGAAAGUGCCUUCUUCUAAGAUGGGUUAAUGAGGCCACAUUGAAGGCUAUCAAAGAGAAGAAAGAACCAGAAUUGCCAGAGCCAGAGCCUGAACCAACAACUGAAGUUCUCUUUCUUUGUAGUUAUGAAGGCUGUGGAAAGACAUUUAUUGAUGCAGGAGCCUUGAGGAAGCAUUCACACAUCCAUGGAGAGAGGCAAUAUGUUUGCCACUAUGAGAAUUGUGGAAAGAAAUUUUUGGAUAGUUCAAAAUUGAAGAGACACUUUCUUAUUCAUACUGGGGAGAGGGAUUUUGUCUGUCCGCAUGAAGGGUGUGGUAAGGCAUUCUCAUUGGAUUUCAACCUCAGAUCACACAUGAAAACCCAUUCACAGGAGAACUACCAUAUCUGCCCGUAUCCAGAUUGUGGAAAGCGAUAUGCGCAUGAAUACAAGCUAAAAAAUCAUAUUGCGACUCAUCAUGAGAAGAAUAUGGUAGAAACUCCAAAAUAUGCCCUGCCACCAGAGAAGCCAGUGAAAACUCCAAAAUCUUCAACAGCAGCUUAUAGCUCCGCGUCAUCAGACCGCCCUUAUGCCUGCCCUUAUGAAGGGUGUGAAAAGGCCUACAUCCACGAGUACAAGCUAAAUCUUCAUUUAAGAAGGGAGCACCCAGGCCAUUUUAAGGAUGAAACUCCUAAAAAUGCCCAAUCAACAGCUGAAAAUGACAUGGAUGAAGCCAGCGAUCAAGACGCAUACGCUGGAAAACGUGGGAACGACAAAAUCCAGAAGCAAAGCAAGGCAAAGCCAAGCUUAAAGUUACCUCCAGCAAAAGUUCAACGUAAAAGCUCCUCCAAUGCUUCUCCAGCUAAUGCAAGUGUCGUGAAAAAACCUUGGCCAGUAAAAGAAGAAGUAUAUGAUGAGGAAGAUAGUGAAGAAACAGAAGAGGAACGCGAAAAUGUCGGGGACGGUUGGAGGUAUGCCGAAAAUGAAGACGAUGACGAAGAGACGGAGUAUGAGGACUGAAUUAGCUGAUAUACACAUACGUCUAUUCUAUGCACAUAAUUUGGUGUUUGCCUCGUCUUGUCUGGAACGAACUUCAUGUCGUCCGUUCUCAGCGUCUGCCUUCAACCAAAAGUUCAAAAUUCUGCCUGCUUGAGAGACGCUCUAGAGCUAGUUCGACAUGGUCAUUCUUUAUUUUAACAAUUGGAUGUAAUUUUAGUCAAAAAAUGUUUUAUUACUCGGUGAUUAUAAAUUUGCUGGGUCUCUCACUGUUGAAUGACAUGACACGGAACUAGUCAACAAAUAUACUUCUGGGGCACAUUU